Messenger RNA from Effrenium voratum, 2209 nucleotides. The record is from the annotation of a GenBank genome assembly. Lineage: Eukaryota; Dinophyceae; Suessiales; Symbiodiniaceae.
UUUGGCUCAACAGCAUUGUGCCACUCAACUUGCCGCGAAGGCUCUUGGAUCUGUGGAUGCGUUGAGGUAUGGCUGCUGCCACCUUCGUUCAGCCUGAUGCGCAGAAAGGUAUAGGCAACAACGGUUUCGCCAUGCCUCCCUAUGGAGGAUCCUUCAACGAGGAGAUGUACGGCCAAUCGCCGCAGACAUAUCUGAACAAUGGCUUCAACGGAUGCGGCGACUACAACAACGGAAUGGCUAAUUUCGGAUUCGAUCCCAUGAAGCAACCCGGGUUCAAUGGCUGUGGCGCAGCUGGCCCCAGCCCUCCUGGUGGUCCUGUUGCCCCAGCCCCUGCUGGUCCUGGCCCGGGUGGGCCUGGAGGGGCAUAUGGCAUGAACGGCAUGAACAACAUGAACGGCAUGAAUCCCAUGAAUGGCAUGAAUGGCAUGAAUGGCAUGAAUGGCAUGAACGGCAUGAACGGCAUGAACGGCAUGAAUGGCAUGAACGCCAUGAAUGCGAUGCAAAUGAUUUACAACAACGGCUUUGCCAACUACCAGGGUGAUCAUGCUGAAGGCUUGGGUUGGCGCCAGGAGUACUCCCAGGGAGCGGUGCCCGAGUACGAAGCUGAGGCUUUGUGGUCGACUGAGGCAGACGAAGAGUUCGCGCAGGUUCAUGUCUUCGGGCCCAGCGGUGAGCAAAUUCCGCCAGCCGUGACCAGUUUCCAGCAAGCCUCAGAGCUUUUUCCAGACGUGCUUGUGCACAAGUUGCUGGAGGCAGGGUUCACCGCUCCAACGCCAAUUCAGGCGCAUACUUGGGCAAUUGGGGUCGCAGGCAAGGACCUGAUCGGGAUUGCAAAGACAGGCAGUGGCAAGACGUUGGCCUUCCUCAUGCCCGGCUUUUUGCGGAUCACCCAGACCCGCAGCCGGCUGCCGCAGCUGUGCGUGUUGGCUCCUACCCGGGAGCUGGCGUGCCAGAUCGAGGCCGAGGCGGAGAAGUUCGGCCGCGCCGCGGGGAUCCGGACCGCGUGCUGCUACGGCGGCGCGCCGCGCGGCCAGCAGCUGGGCGCGCUGCGGCGCGGGGCGCAGGUGGUGGUGGCCUGCCCCGGGCGGCUCAACGACUUCCUGCAGAGCGGCUCCGUGAGCCUGGCGCACGUGACCUACCUGGUGCUGGACGAGGCCGACCGCAUGCUGGACAUGGGCUUCGAGCCUCAGAUCCGACAGGUCAUCAAGGAAGUCCCCGAGCAGCGGCAGACCUUGCUGUUCACUGCCACGUGGCCCCGCGAAGUGCGAUCUCUUGCCAGCGAAUUCUUGACUCGCCCAAUCCACGUCCAAACCGGCGCUGUGCAUGAAAUGACUGUAAACAAAGAUAUUGAGCAGCGAGUCAUGUUCUGCUCCGAUGAGGAGGACAAGGCCAGACAGCUUUUGCAGAUUCUUCAUUCCCUUGGGCGUGGUGAUAGAUGCCUCAUUUUUUGCGAGAUGAAGCGAUCGUGCGAGAUUCUGGCAAAUGACCUGAUGCAGUAUCAUGGAGUGCCGGCUGUCCGGAUCCAUGGGGAUAUGGCGCAGUAUGAACGAACAGCUGCGCUGGAGGCUUUCAAGAGUGGCCAGAGCCCCAUCCUUUGUGCAACCGAUGUUGCGGCGCGGGGCCUUGACAUCAAGGGUGUGACUUGCGUCAUCAACUACGACUCAGCAGGGUCUGGCAAGGACUAUGUCCAUCGCAUUGGCAGGACAGGCCGGGCUGGUCAGAAAGGCUUAGCCUUCUCGCUGCUCAUUUUGCACAAGGAGGACAAGAAAGCGCAGGAAAUCGCCACCGUUCUCGUUCGGAGUGGUGCGGUGAUUCCACCGGAGCUGGAGCGUUUUGUUCACCAGCGGGAUGGCCACAGAAAAGGUGGAGGAAAAGGAAAGGGCAAAGGCAGAGGCAAAGGGGACAGGAGAGAUGGCAAAGGCAAAGAUGGCAAGGGCAAAGGUGGCAAAGGGAAGGGCAAGGGCGGCAAGAGGUGAUUCCCGUACCGUGAGUUGGCAGCUCAGGAUGUGGCAUAGCAAUUCGUGUGUGCCGCGUGUUGAGGCCUAGCUUUCGUGGCCCGGACUAUCUUUGCGACACAUUUUGGCAGCUUUGGUUCAGACCACCGCUAGCUCAGAGAAUCAGAUGAUCUCAAUCUAAAGUGCCUGCAGCUCGAGCUACAGCACUGUGUCACCAAAUUGGAUGAGCGUACUGUGCUUCCGCUGAACUUUGG